AUGGGAAACCACAGCGUGUUCAGCGAGUUCAUCCUCGCCGGGCUGUCUGCUGACCCUCACACCCAGGUCCUGCUUUUCAUGUUAUUUCUGGGGAUCUACCUCCUGACCCUGCUGGGGAACCUGGUGAUGCUGCUGGUGAUCAGGGCUGACUCCCACCUCCACACGCCCAUGUACUUUUUUUUGGGACAACUGUCCUUCCUGGACCUCUGCCACUCAUCUGUCACAGUCCCGAAGAUGCUGGAGAAUCUCCUUUCUGAAAGUAAAACCAUCUUUGUAGAGAGCUGCCUGACCCAGGCCUUCUUAGUGUUUCUCACAGGGGGCACGGAGGCCUGCCUGCUGGCCGUCAUGGCCUAUGACCGCUAUGUGGCCAUCAGCUCCCCUCUGCUUUACGGCCAGAAGAUGAGCUCCCAGCUGUGUGUUGGGCUGGUGUGGAGCUCCUGGGGCCUGGCCUUUGCUGAUGCCCUCACCAAUAUCCUCCUUGCCACCCAUUUAGACUAUUGUAGAGACAAAACUAUCCCCCACUUCAGUUGUGAGCUGUCUUCUCUCUUCCCGAUUUCUUGCUCUGAUACCUCCGUCAAUUUCACACUCCUGCUCUGCUCCUCAGCGCUGCAUUUCUUUGGAACCUUUAUCUUGAUUGUCUUCUCUUACGUCCGAAUUGUUUCCACCAUCCUGAGGAUCAGCUCCACCUUGGGCAGAAGCAAGGCCUUCUCCACCUGCUCCUCCCACCUCACCACUGUAAUCUUGUUCUACUGCUCUGGCUUUCUCAGCUAUCUCUUGCCAACCUCAGACUCCAACAUAGAGGUCAUCUUCCCUUUACAGUACAGUGUGUUUACUCCCAUGCUGAAUCCCCUCAUCUACAGCCUACAGAACAAGGAGGUAAAGGCAGCCAUGAGAAGAAUCUUUAGAAGACAUGUCAACUCUUACACAUAG
Messenger RNA from Erinaceus europaeus (western European hedgehog), 930 nucleotides. RefSeq names its product olfactory receptor 8S1-like. The transcript has a single exon. Gene Ontology annotation, cellular component: membrane. Gene Ontology annotation, molecular function: olfactory receptor activity; G protein-coupled receptor activity. The record is from RefSeq and is a predicted model, not a curated record. Bases 1 to 930 code for a protein of 309 amino acids. Gene Ontology annotation, biological process: G protein-coupled receptor signaling pathway. NCBI's taxonomy places the organism in Eukaryota, Metazoa, Chordata, Mammalia, Eulipotyphla, Erinaceidae.